This is a messenger RNA of Rhincodon typus (whale shark), 2145 nucleotides long. RefSeq names its product solute carrier family 23 member 4 (gene slc23a4). Gene Ontology annotation, molecular function: transmembrane transporter activity. NCBI's taxonomy places the organism in Eukaryota, Metazoa, Chordata, Chondrichthyes, Orectolobiformes, Rhincodontidae. Gene Ontology annotation, biological process: transmembrane transport. Gene Ontology annotation, cellular component: membrane. The transcript is spliced from 12 exons. The record is from RefSeq and is a predicted model, not a curated record. The coding region runs from base 78 to 1898 and encodes 606 amino acids.
AUUAAAUGUUUGCUGCGCGUCCUCCUGAAGGAGUUGCUUAUAAACGUGUACAAUUGUACAGCUGGGUCUGAAUUGCUAUGUCUUCUGAGAAAGAAGUCCACGGGCUAAAUAAUUAUGGAUAUAUUAAUGAAGACGAAUUCACUCACCAAACCAGUACAUUGGAGAAGAUUGAGGAUAGCAGAUUGUCUUCAUCGAAGGAGAACGGGAACAAGAUGACAUAUUAUGUCACUGAUGUUCCUCCUUGGUAUUUAUGCAUACUUCUUGGCACUCAGCAUUAUCUGACUGCUUUGGGCGGUAUUGUAGCCAUCCCUCUCCUUCUGUCUCGGGAGCUCUGUUUACAACAUGACCACAUCACACAGAGCAAGCUUAUCAGCACCAUCUUCUUUGUCUCAGGAAUGUGCACACUGCUUCAAGUUCUUUUUGGGGUCAGGUUGCCAAUUCUUCAAGGAGGGACAUUUGCUUUCCUAACUCCGACCUUAGCCAUGCUGUCUUUGCCUCAAUAUAAAUGUCCAGAGUGGACCUACAACAAGACACUAGUCAAUGUCAGUGAUCCAAUCUUUAUUGAAGUUUGGCAGACACGCAUACGUGAGAUCCAGGGAGCAGUCAUGGUGGCAGCCUGUUUCCAAAUAGUUGUGGGAUUUUCUGGUUUAAUUGGAAUUUUAAUGCAGUACAUUGGCCCUUUAACAAUUGCUCCAACCAUCUCUCUGAUUGGAUUGGCCUUAUUUGAUUCAGUUGGAAACGAUGCAGGGAGCCACUGGGGCAUUUCAGGCAUGACUGCAAGCUUCAUCAUAAUAUUCUCCCAGUAUUUGCGAAAUGUGCCAGUACCUCUUCCUGCUUUUAAUAGGAGUAAAAAGUGUCAUAUUUAUUGGAUUAACAUAUUCCAGAUAUUUCCGGUACUUCUAGGAAUUGCAGUUUCAUGGAUUAUUAGUGUUCUACUGACGUAUUUUAAUGUGUUUCCUGAUGACCCUGAUGCUUAUGGAUAUUAUGCAAGAACGGACAUAAAGAGUGACGUUAUCAUGCAUGCUGAUUGGUUUCGGAUCCCAUACCCUGGGCAGUGGGGAUUACCAACAGUAAGCCUUGGUGGUACUUUUGGAAUUCUGGCUGGAGUGAUCUCGUCAAUGAUCGAGUCUGUUGGAGAUUAUCAUGCCUGUGCUCGGCUUUGUGGUGCGCCACCUCCUCCGAAAGAAGCCAUAAACCGAGGGAUUGGCAUCGAGGGAAUCGGUUGUCUGUUUGCUGGAGCCUGGGGAACAGGAAAUGGAACAACGUCCUACAGUGAGAAUGUUGGUGCUCUGGGGAUUACAAAGGUGGGAAGUCGCAGAGUUAUACUUUUCAGUGGAUGCUUAAUGCUUCUUGUGGGACUGUUUGUAAAAAUUGGAGCAAUUUUCAGUACCAUCCCACAGCCAAUAAUCGGUGGAAUGCUGUUGGUGAUGUUUGGAGUCAUUACAGCUAUUGGGAUUUCAAAUUUGCAGUUUGUAGAUAUGAAUUCAUCAAGAAAUAUAUUUAUUUUUGGAUUUUCCAUGUUUUCUGGCAUGGUUAUUCCCAACUGGAUGAAUAAAUACCCACUUGCUAUUCAAACAGGAGUACUUCCAUUAGAUCAAGUCAUUCGUGUCCUUUUAACCACCAGUAUGUUUGUUGGUGGAUUUUUUGGAUUUUUUCUGGAUAAUACUCUACCAGGUACAGAGAAAGAACGUGGGUUAAUCGCAUGGAAAGAAAAUAACUUUGAAGAUGAUGACAAAGGAGCAAAUGAGAGUGGCUGCUACAAUUUACCUUUUGGAAUUGGCACAAAAUGUUGCACUGGAGCCUGGAGAAGAUACGUCCCUUUCUGCCCACAGCCAAAACCCCCUGAGAAAAGGGUGGAAGUGAAGACUCAGGAAAUUCUUAACGAGACUCUAUUUUAACAACAUUGGGUAAACUCUGAAUAGACCAUUCUCACAUCAGACUUUGCCAAAAAUAGAAUAAAUAUGUUCAUUUCAUGUUUCUCCGAGACUGAUUUUCAAUUUCCACUGUAACAAAGAUAUGCUGGAAAAGAUGUUGAGAAUAUAUUGGGGUGAGGGCUAGAGGAUCCUUCCUACAAAAUUACAAAUGGUUAUGAGAGAAUAUUACUGUCAUAUCUUUGGAAAAUAUAUUAUACUUUCAUUGAGUUCA